GCCAGGUUUGCUGAUGCCUAGAAUACUCAUAUCAUAGACAGUGUAUCUAGUCCUAGAGGAAUGAAUGACCUAAUUAUUAAGUUUCAUACUUUUCUUCCUGAGUUGAGAUUAAUGCUACUUUUUUCGUAUCAGCCGAUGAUUCGUGGUCUGAAAAGGCUUGUCUGACACAUGCUGUAUUUACAUGGCGGGGGAAUGUACCUGCAAAAGCCACUCCAACGCUCAAGUCAGUGAACGAGCUAUGAGAGAAUCUCAAAUCUAAGAAUUCAAAGUUUGGAUAAUAACUAGUGCUUAUGUAUAAAUGACUAAACAUGUAUUUAUAAGUUUGGUGUUCGUCGUGUUGGUGACUUGUAGUCUUUAGAAAAUCUUGAAGAAGGUCUUUCGCGAUGAUGGUUUCUUUUGAGUAACCUUACAAUGUCUCAUUUAGUAAUUCAUAACGAACUGCUCGGCCUACACCGGGACAAAAUAUUUCAUAGCUGAGUACUCGAGCUGCCAUCGUGGUACUAGCUUGGUUGCAAAACCUUUGGACUGGAGGAGAUGCUAUUGGACCUUAUCGCAAUUUGGACCGGGCGAAAGAGAUAGUUUCAUAUUACUAUAUUAAACCAAAAUCCUCAUCCUCUGUCCACAUUUGGUGUCUCCCUGCUUCACCAAUUUAAUUGUGUCAUGACAUUCAAAAACCACUCAUUUAAGGGUUAUAGUCUAGCACAAUUUUAUUAGUGGAACUGAGAAUGAAAAUGAGACACUAAAUAGGAUUAAAUUGUUUAUUUAUUAAUUGUUAAGCCGAUAGCUGGUGGGGUUCCGCACACUCAUUAGAAAUAUUAUCCACCUCUCGCACCUUGUGAGUUUUUCUGGUCAUCUCCAUUUCACUUUUCCAACACUUAAUGUUUUAUGAUUUGCCUAUUGUCAUCUCUUACACUUUAUGUGUAUGUAUAUAUGUGUGGCCUUAAUAGCCUCUUCAUGAACGUGGGAACAUGACAUACAAAUAUCAAAUAGCCAUGCAAGGAGAACAUUUGCGUAAAGGGACUUGGCUCCAAGAGGAAGAUGAGCAAUUGAUCAGCUUUGUGACCCGUCUUGGGGAACGUAGGUGGGAUUCCCUGGCCAAAGUAGCUGGCCUUAGGAGAAGUGGUAAAAGCUGCAGGUUAAGGUGGAUGAACUAUCUUCGUCCAAAUCUCAAGCAUGGCCCUUUUAGUGUUGAAGAAGAACAACUAAUUGUCCACCUUCAGCAGCGAUGGGGUAACAAGUGGUCGAAAAUUGCUCGAAGGCUUCCAGGACGAACAGACAAUGAAAUAAAGAACUACUGGAGAACCCAUUUAAGAAAAAGAGCAGAAGUUCAACAAGAAGGUGCAAUUUGCUAUUUCUUACACACAUGUGAGUUGAAGUAUGAAUUAGAAAACACAGCACAAGAUUUCAACCAGAAAAGCAUCACUAAUAUGAUUUCCGAGGAUUGCAACCAUGUUAAAGUUUACAGUGAAGACAGUGAGUGGGAAUCUAAGGAAAGAUCCAUUGACACUUUUCCCUUAUCAGAUUGGGAAUUGAGAAGCUCACCGUAUGAAGCUAGGAUAUUUGAUUGGAUAACAGAAUUGCAAAAUGGAUUUGGAGAGAAAGAACGAGAACAUGAUUGCGAUAACUCUCAAGAGUUUGCAGAGAGCUGUUAUAAUAUAUGGGAUUAUUCAGGUGGAGAUUCUUCCUCUGACUCUCACACUGAAGAGCAUGACAAGAUUUCUCAGGAAGAUGUGAUUCCAGUGUUGGAUGUGGUAGAAGAAACUGAGUCUGAUGAUGACAUUCUUGUGACCAAGAGUGUUCGUGGAAGUUUUGUUGAAAGACUUAAGAAGAUGAAGAAAGAAAAGGUUGUGAAAGCUCCUCGCCGUUCUCCAAGGACAACCAAGGCUGUUGUUGUUACUCCUAAGGAGAAGAUGAAAAAGAAGAAAGGGACGAUGGAGAGCCAUCCCUCCAAGAAGAGGAGUUUGAAAAGAAAGCAUGUUGUUGUGAGUGACACAGAGACAAAUGCUGAAGAUGAUGUGCUGGAGGAAAGAGAGUUCAUGUGA
Molecule: messenger RNA, 2042 nt
Organism: Lotus japonicus
Lineage: Eukaryota; Viridiplantae; Streptophyta; Magnoliopsida; Fabales; Fabaceae
Product: transcription factor MYB27-like
Exons: 5
Coding region: 969-2042 (357 amino acids)
Biological process (GO): regulation of stomatal movement
Source: RefSeq, a predicted model, not a curated record